Molecule: messenger RNA, 1064 nt
Organism: Coprinopsis cinerea okayama7#130
Lineage: Eukaryota; Fungi; Basidiomycota; Agaricomycetes; Agaricales; Psathyrellaceae
Product: alcohol dehydrogenase
Exons: 9
Coding region: 36-1064 (342 amino acids)
Molecular function (GO): oxidoreductase activity, acting on the CH-CH group of donors, NAD or NADP as acceptor
Source: RefSeq, a predicted model, not a curated record
CGAUUGACCACACAGACCCAUUAAAUCGCUUCACAAUGGCUCCAGUCACCAACGGCCGUGCUAUCUUCAACUCCAUUCCCGAAGGUUUCCCUGAACCUGGAAAGACGAUUGUUUACGACGAGUCUCAGAAGAUCGACGUCGACACCGUUCAGCUCAAUGGAGGGUUCCUCAUCAAGGUUCUCUAUCUAUCCGUGGAUCCUUACAUGCGAGGACGCAUGCGUGAUCCAUCGAAGAAGUCUUAUUCACCCGCAUUCACUCUCGGCCAACCUAUGAACGGUCAUGGAGUUGGUGUUGUUGUGCGAUCGGAAUCGUCUAGCGUGAAGGUCGGCGACCAUGUCUAUGGAAUGUUGGAGUUCCAGAACUAUAUCGUCCGACCCAACCUGGAGGGCCUCCGAAUCGUCGAUAACAAGCACAACCUCCCAUUGUCCUACUACAUCGGUGUUUGCGGAAUGCCCGGAAAGACGGCGUACAUGGCAUGGAAGGAGUACUCCCAGGCGAAGAAGGGAGAAACUGCCUUCGUCACCACUGGCGCAGGUCCUGUUGGAUCAUUCGUCAUCCAACUUGCGAAGCUCGAUGGAUUGAAGGUCAUUGGAUCUGCGGGCUCAGAUGAGAAGGUGGAGUUCAUGAAGAGUAUCGGGGCUGACGUCGCCUUCAACUACAAGACCACCAACACCUUGGAGGUCCUCCAGAAGGAGGGACCCAUCGACGUGUACUGGGACAAUGUUGGUGGAGAGACCCUCGACGCUGCUUUGGAAGCCGCGAACAUCAACGCUCGCUUCAUCGAGUGUGGUAUGAUCGCUGGUUAUAACACCGGUGGUCAACCAGUCAAGAACCUUAUGUAUGUCGUUGGAAAGUCCAUCUCGAUGCACGGCUUCAUUGUCUCCCGCCUCGAGCACAAGUACGAAGACAAGUUCUACGAGGAGGUUCCUGCCCUCGUUGCCAAGGGUGACCUCAAGUACCGGGAGCAAGUCUUUGACGGGCUUCAGUCGGUCGGUGACGCCAUCUUGGCUGUUCAGAAGGGUACCAACAAGGCGAAGGCUGUCAUUAAGGUCGCCUCUGACUGA